GUUUCUUGUAGCUAAGCGCGGAAAUUACGAGUAACGGCUACAGAGGGAUCAGCUGACGCAAAAAGCAGAUCGAUCCUUACAACUGCCAGCAAAAUGUCUAUUACUCCAAUGUGCUAUGAAACUCAGUUUUUUGAGUUUACUCCUCAAACAUGUAUCCUUAGAGUAUAUGUGGCUUUUCAAGACUACUUAUUUGAGAUGCUGUUGGUUGUGGAAAAAGUAAUCAUGAUGAAAUUAGAGAGUUUUCCAAACUCUAGAAUAAAUAACUUCCAGAUUAGAGAAAGCACAGAAAAGUAUCUGCACUUCAUAAAUGAACGAUUCAAUAACUUAUUUCAGAAAAUGGAAAAAUGGCUUCUAAAGUUGGUGCUGAGCAUACCCAAGAAUAUUCUGCUGUCAGAAGAUAAGGUUCAUUCGCAGUAUAACUACAAUAAGGAGAAGUAUGACCUGCUACAGAGUGAAACUGAAACCUUGAAAAAACAGUAUAAGGCUGAAAGUUUUGCUACUCAGUCACUUAUGGCAGAACUAGAGGAGCAGAAGGUUGUACAGGCAGAACUAGAGAAAAUACUAACUUGGUUUGAUGGGCUUGAACAAAUUUGUAGAGCUCAUGGGAACCUUGACUUAAAAGAAAGUAUCACUUUUAUGACUCAGAGCUCCAGGAAACUCCAAGAUAAUAUAAAGGAAAUCAAUCUAAAAAAUAGAAAGAGCAAAAUGGAUAUGUCAUCUAUGACUCCAGUUUGUGUACGGACCAGGAAGCCAAAAUAAGGAAUUCUGAAUUUGUUGCCUUUGUAAUAUAUGUAUAUUAAAACAUAAGUGAUUAUUACUCAUUUAUCUUGCUGAAAUACACAAAUCUGUAUAUACUUUUGUGUUUGUAUCUUGCAAUUAAAUGGACAUUAAUGAGCAAAAAUAGAAUGUCGUGCUGGAACAUUUUAUUAUUGCACUGUUGCUUUAAAUAUAAUUUUUUAACAUCUGCUAAAGGGGUUAUAAAUAUAACUUAAAGGGACAUAAUACUCAUGCUAAAUCACUUGAAACUGAUGCAGUAUAACUGUAAAAAGCUGACAGAAAAAUAUCACCUGAGCAUCUCUAUGUAAAAAAGGAAGCAUUUUACCUCACAAUUUCCUUAGCUCACCAGAGUAAGUCCUGUGUAAAAAGUUAUACUUCAGCUGCUGGUAAAAAAUAAAUAAAAUAAAAAUGUAAUUAACUACAGCCAAUCAGCAUCAACAGUGCUGAGAUCAUGACCUCUUUUAACGUGAUCUCAUGAGAUUUCACUUCUCUCUCAUGAGAUUUUAUAGCAAACACGAGUGUGCAUGAGGAUCACUCCCUUGCCUGUCCCGGGACAGGCAUACUGAUUUGUCCUUUAUAAUGUGGUGUAAAUACUUAGGACAUUUUGAGGUAAACUAUCUUUCAUUUUUUACAUAGAGAUGUUCAGGUGCUAUUUUCUAGUCCUCUUUUUACAGCUAUGCUGCAUCACUUUCAAGUGUUUCAAAAUUUGGGUAUCAUGGCCCUUUAAAUCAGCUCCAAACCAGUAGUGUUCACUUAUCUAGAGCUGAAGAUGACCUGAGCCAAUCAUGGAUGACAAAUGUUCAUAACUGCCAAUCACCAGCUGUGUUUAUAAGGUGGCGCAAACAAAUGCUGAUAUCCCACUUUGAAUAAACCUCGUAUAAUAUA
This is a messenger RNA of Bombina bombina (fire-bellied toad), 1662 nucleotides long. It is a transcript of the gene MIS12, whose product is annotated as MIS12 kinetochore complex component. The record is from RefSeq and is a predicted model, not a curated record. Lineage: Eukaryota; Metazoa; Chordata; Amphibia; Anura; Bombinatoridae. Gene Ontology annotation, cellular component: chromosome, centromeric region; nucleus. Gene Ontology annotation, biological process: kinetochore assembly; mitotic sister chromatid segregation; protein localization to kinetochore.